AUGCCUAGGAGAAUUACUGAAGCCCUAAAAAGUUGGGAGGAGGCAGGAGUGCUAGCUAAAGACAGAACGAGAUGGAGAAUUAUCCCUGCUUCAAUCUGGUGGGCAACCUGGAAAGAGAGAAAUUCUAGGUGUUUUGAGAGCGUAGAGAAUAAUACUAAUGUAUCGAACAUUUCAACUGAUGAGGCUGCUCUUUUAGCUUUCAAAGCUCAUAUAACUUCAGAUCCAAAUGGAAUGUUGUCGAAAAACUGGACAAAAGGGACUCACUUCUCUGGUCAGAUUCCUAGCACAAUUGGCCAACUACAAAAUUUGGUUAGCCUUUCAUUGUCAAAGAAUAUGUUAGAUGGUUCCAUACCUGAACUAUUUGAAGAUUUGGUUUCAUUGGAACACUUGGAUCUAUCUAGCAACAAUCUAUCAGGCAUGAUCCCCAAGUCCUUGAGGAAUCUUGAACAUCUCAUUGGUAUCACAGGAAAAAUACCAACUAACAUCAGUAACUUUAGGAACCUGGAGUGGUUAACAUUGGGAGACAAUAAGCUUAUAGGAUCUAUUCCUCCAGAUUUGGGGAACUUGAGGAAUUUGAAAAGAUUUAGCCUGGAGAAAAACAAUUUAGAUGGAAUUAUACCAACUAGCUUGUGUAACAUGGAAAACUUGUACCAAAUUAUCUUGGGGAAAAAUCAACUUACUGGAGAAUUACCAAGUUGUUUUGGAAAUCUUUCUUCUUUAAGAGAACUCUACUUAGAUUCCAAUGCACUAAUGUCCCAUAUUCCAUCAACUUUUUGGAGGAACAGAGAUAUUUCAAUUCUCACUUUGUCCUCCAAUUUACUGAAUGGGUCUCUUGCAGUAGAAAUGGGGAAUUCAAGGGGUUCGCGGAUAUUACAUUUACAUGGUAAUCAGUUCUCUGGUCAGAUUCCUAGCACAAUUGGCCAACUACAAAGUUUGGUUAGCCUUUCAUUGUCAAAGAAUAUGUUAGAUGGUUCCAUACCUGAACUAUUUGAAGAUUUGGUUUCAUUGGAACACUUGGAUCUAUCUAGCAACAAUCUAUCAGGCAUGAUCCCCAAGUCCUUGAGGAAUCUUGAACAUCUCAUGUAUUUCAAUGUCUCGUUCAAUGGGCUCAUGGGUGAAAUUCCAGAUGGAGGGCCAUUCAUAAAUUUUACAGCUGAAUCAUUCAUGGGUAACCCUGCAUUAUGUGGAUCAUCACGCUUCCAUGUGAUGCAAUGCAGAGUCACAAGUCUUGAAAGGAAAAGGAAGAGUAGAGUCAUCACUUCUGUUCUUGCAUCUGUUUCCUCAGGAGUUGUAGUCACAACCAUUUUCAUCAUUUGGUUUCUGAAAUGCCGAAAAAGGAGUACGGAACUUCCUCUAGUUGAUACAUUUGGUCAGGUACAUAAGAGGAUUUCGUACUAUGAUAUUUCUCAAGGGACAAACAACUUUGAUGAAGCAAACUUGAUUGGAAGGGGGAGCCUUGGUUUGGUGUACAAAGGGACACUAGCAGAUGGAAUGGUUGUCGCAAUAAAGGUAUUCAAUACAGAACUGCAACACGCAUUUAGGAGUUUUGAAGUGGAGUGUCAAGUUUUACGUAGCAUUCGACACAGAAACCUUGUUAAGGUGAUAAGUAGUUGUGCCAAUUUUGAUUAUAAAGUGUUGGUGCUAGAGUACAUGCCCAAUGAAAACCUCGAAUGUUGGCUUCACUCUACUGACAAAUUUUUGGAUAUAACUCAAAGACUAAAGGUGAUGAUUGAUGUGGCUUCUGCUGUGGAUGGUAUCACAGGAAAAAUACCAACUAACAUCAGUAACUUUAGGAACUUGGAGUGGUUAACAUUGGGAGACAAUAAGCUUAUAGGAUCUAUUCCUCCAGAUUUGGGGAACUUGAGGAAUUUGAAAAGAUUUAGCCUGGAGAAAAACAAUUUAGAUGGAAUUAUACCAACUAGCUUGUGUAAGAUGGAAAGCUUGUACCAAGUUAUCUUGGGCAAAAAUCAACUUUCUGGGGAAUUACCAAGUUGCUUUGGAAAUAUUUCUUCUUUAAGAGAACUCUACUUAGAUUCCAAUGCACUAAUAUCCCAUAUUCCAUCAACUUUUUGGAGGAACAGAGAUAUUUCAAUUCUCACUUUGUCCUCCAAUUUACUGAAUGGGUCUCUUGCAGUAGAAAUGGGGAAUUCAAGGGGUUCGCGGAUAUUACAUUUACAUGGUAAUCAGUUCUCUGGUCAGAUUCCUAGCACAAUUGGCCAACUACAAAGUUUGGUUAGCCUUUCAUUGUCAAAGAAUAUGUUAGAUGGUUCCAUACCUGAACUAUUUGAAGAUUUGGUUUCAUUGGAAUAUUUGGAUCUAUCUAGCAACAAUCUAACAGGCAUGAUCCCCAAGUCCUUGAGGAAUCUUGAACAUCUCAUGUAUUUCAAUGUCUCGUUCAAUGGGCUCAUGGGUGAAAUUCCAGAUGGAGGGCCAUUCGUAAAUUUUACAGCUGAAUCAUUCAUGGGUAACCCUGCAUUAUGUGGAUCAUCACGCUUCCAUGUGAUGCAAUGCAGAGUCACAAGUCUUGAAAGUAAAAGAAAGAGUAGAGUCUUAACUUCUGUCCUUGCAUCAGUUUCCUCAGGAGUUGUAGUCACAACCAUUUUCAUCAUUUGGUUUCUGAAAUGCCGAAAAAGGAGUACGGAACUUCCUCUAGUUGAUACAUUUGGUCAGGUACAUAAGAGGAUUUCGUACUAUGAUAUUUCUCAAGGGACAAACAACUUUGAUGAAGCAAACUUGAUUGGAAGGGGGAGCCUUGGUUUGGUGUACAAAGGGACACUAGCAGAUGGAAUGGUUGUGGCAAUAAAGGUAUUCAAUACAGAACUGCAACAUGCAUUUAGAAGUUUCGAGGUGGAGUGUCAAGUUUUACGUAGCAUUCGACACAGAAACCUUGUUAAGGUGAUAAGUAGUUGUGCCAAUUUUGAUUAUAAAGUGUUGGUGCUAGAGUACAUGCCCAAUGAAAACCUCGAAUGUUGGCUUCACUCUACUGACAAAUUUUUGGAUAUAACUCAAAGACUAAAGGUGAUGAUUGAUGUGGCUUCUGCUGUGGAGUAUUUACAUGGAGGUCAUUUGUUUGUAGUCAUCCAUUGUGAUUUGAAACCAAGUAACAUACUUUUGGAUGGAGAUAUGGUGGCAAAAGUGAGUGACUUUGGGAUAUCCAAACUUCUAACAGCUGAGACGCUAAUAGCACAUACCAAGACUUUGGGUACUAUCGGCUACAUGGCACCAGAGUAUGGGUCAGAAGGCAAAGUAUCAACGAAGGGAGAUGUUUAUAGCUUUGGUAUUUUGUUAAUGGAGACUUUUACAAGAAAGAGCCCCGUGGAUGAUCUAUUUGUUGGAGACUUCACCUUGAAAAGAUGGAUAUGCCAAUCAUUACCAGACCGAUUGGUGGAUGUAGUAGACAUUAAUCUAUUUUCACUGGACGAAGAAAAUUUUACUUCUAAAGAAAGAUGCUUCAAAUCAAUCAUGGAAUUAGCUCUUGAAUGCACAAACGAUUUUCCUGAAGAGAGAAUUUGCAUGGAAGAUAUUACUCUGCGACUCAAGAAGAUCCUAACCCAAUUUCUGCAAAAUGUUGUAACAAACUAA
Solanum tuberosum (potato) is the source of this 3582-nucleotide messenger RNA. Its product is annotated as probable LRR receptor-like serine/threonine-protein kinase At3g47570. The record is from RefSeq and is a predicted model, not a curated record. The transcript is spliced from 6 exons. Lineage: Eukaryota; Viridiplantae; Streptophyta; Magnoliopsida; Solanales; Solanaceae. Gene Ontology annotation, biological process: protein phosphorylation. Bases 1 to 3582 code for a protein of 1193 amino acids. Gene Ontology annotation, molecular function: protein kinase activity; ATP binding; protein binding.